Molecule: messenger RNA, 1335 nt
Organism: Monosiga brevicollis MX1
Lineage: Eukaryota; Choanoflagellata; Craspedida; Salpingoecidae
Exons: 1
Coding region: 1-1335 (444 amino acids)
Source: RefSeq, a predicted model, not a curated record
AUGCGGCGGGCGUGGUGGCGGCCUUCGCCGGCCUGGGCUUUGAAAUCCUUGUCCUUGCUCCUGCUUCUGCUCCUCUUCGUCGCGUUUGCGCUUGGUCCCUGGGUCCAGGGCAGUUCGCCGCUGGAAACGAUCCGAUUUGUCUAUGACCGCCUCACCUGCACCCCGGCAUGGCGCCGGCACGCGCAUGUGCGCUCCCUCUCCGAGCCCGGCCCCGAUGGACAAGCGGGGCUCGCCCGCCUGGGUCCGCCCAACUGCACUCGGGUGCACCCGCGCGUCCGCGUGCCAAGAGUCUACGUGGCCGAUGCCGAGCUAGAAUCAGCCCUAGGCCCUCGGUGCGCCGAGUGCGCCGAAUUUCCAGUCUAUGACCAGAUUCGCGCCAAUGUUACCCGCACCCUCGUCACCGACCCGGCCCACGCCGAUGUCGUCCUUUUUCCCUUUCCUGCCGACUGCCAGGACGCUCGCUGCGCCAAAAAUCCCGACCUGGACUUUGCUCGUGCUGCCCGCCUUGCCCUUGACCCCCUACGGGCCCGCUUUCCCCACCUUCAGUUUUUCACCGUCAGCCGUCGCCCCUUUCCCGCCCGCACCAACCUCCGCGCCCCCAUGCGCCAGCUCCUCGCCGACUACCCCCACAUCAAGUUUCUCUCCCCGGACAUUAAGAACAUGCAGUCCCACGAACUCCGGGAUCCGCACCUCCAGCCCAUCCUGGCCAACCACGUCGUCCUGCCCCAGUUUCCCGUCGACUUUCCCAUUCUCACCGCCCCCUUUGAUCCCGCCUGGCCCCGCCCCUACCGCUUCUGCUUCCAAGGCACCCUCCUCAACGCCGAACGCACCAUGGUCGCCGACGCCCUCCUCCAACGCAACGACUCGUUUGUCCAGGGCAACUGCCGCUCCGAUCGUGCCAACCUUGCAGCCACCUCCCUGCGCACCGAUGAAUCCGCCCUCCUCUACGCCCAAUGCGAAUACUGCCCCACCCCCCGAGGUGACACCAACUGCGACACCCGCUUCUUCGAUGCCCUGCGCGUCGGCUGCAUCCCCAUUGUCACCAACGCCCUUCGCCCUGCUCCCUACAUUCGCCACGUCGACUACCACGGCUGGGUCGAAACCUUUCUACACGACACCAACACCCCCCGCUUCCAACGCUUCCUCGACCACCUCGCCAAUCAACCCGCCCACGCCCGUCACCAGCAACGCCUCCGCAUGCGUGACGCCGCCCUGCACCUCACCCACGCCUCUUGCAACGGCGCCCCGGGCCUCCACUACGCCCUGGCCAGCCUCUUGGAAGACCGGACCCACCUCGAAGACCUCUGGGGCUUUACCCUCGAUCACAGCCUCUAA